This is a messenger RNA of Zophobas morio, 1128 nucleotides long. Its product is annotated as ATPase ASNA1 homolog. The transcript is spliced from 2 exons. Gene Ontology annotation, molecular function: ATP binding; ATP hydrolysis activity. Gene Ontology annotation, biological process: post-translational protein targeting to endoplasmic reticulum membrane. The record is from RefSeq and is a predicted model, not a curated record. NCBI's taxonomy places the organism in Eukaryota, Metazoa, Arthropoda, Insecta, Coleoptera, Tenebrionidae. The coding region runs from base 86 to 1078 and encodes 330 amino acids. Gene Ontology annotation, cellular component: GET complex.
GAAAACGUACACAUCAUUGUAUAAAUGACACAUGUGAGGUUAACAAGUCGAAAUUGUAAUUUUUGAGAUUAUAUUAGAUCUUAGAAUGUCCGAAUUUGAGUCCCUUGAACCUUCUCUUAAAAAUAUUAUUGACCAAACAACUCUAAAAUGGAUUUUUGUGGGAGGAAAAGGUGGUGUGGGUAAAACAACUUGCAGUUGUAGUUUGGCCGUGCAGUUGUCGAAAGUAAGAGAAUCAGUACUAAUCAUAUCCACUGACCCAGCGCACAAUAUAUCAGAUGCUUUUGACCAAAAGUUCACAAAAGUGCCAACUUUAGUAAAGGGUUUCACGAAUCUCUAUGCAAUGGAAAUUGAUCCAAACGUAGGUUUCAACGAGCUUCCUGACGAGUACUUUGACGGAGAACCAGAAGCAAUGAGAAUGAGUAAAGGGAUUAUUCAGGAAAUAAUCGGAGCCUUCCCUGGUAUAGAUGAAGCUAUGAGUUAUGCAGAAGUGAUGAAACUCAUCAAAAGCAUGAAUUUCGCAACUGUGGUGUUUGAUACAGCACCCACUGGUCACACAUUAAGACUCCUUUCAUUCCCACAAGUAGUGGAAAAAGGUUUAGGAAAAUUGUUGAGAUUAAAGUUAAAGAUUUCACCUCUAGUCUCACAAAUUAGUGGUCUUUUGGGAAUACAAGAUUUUAACGCUGAUACUUUAUCAUCCAAAAUGGAAGAAAUGUUAUCGGUCAUUAAACAAGUUAAUGAGCAGUUUAAAAAUCCCGAUCAGACAACUUUUGUGUGUGUUUGUAUUGCUGAAUUCUUAUCACUUUAUGAAACUGAAAGACUUGUGCAAGAAUUGACCAAGUGCAAAAUUGAUACUCAUAAUAUAAUUGUAAAUCAAUUGUUGUUCAAAAAACCCGACGAAAAUCCGUGUAAAAUGUGCGUGGCAAGAUUUCGCAUUCAAGAAAAAUAUUUAGAUCAAAUCAAUGAUCUAUAUGAAGAUUUCCAUGUCACAAAACUACCGCUUCUCGAAAAAGAAGUCCGAGGAGCUGACAACGUCAAAGCCUUCUCAAAAUAUCUAAUUCAUCCUUACACUCUGCAAUAAGCCAUGUAUUUUUAUAAAUAUAACAAUGUUGGUGGUGUAUAUAAAUUAAA